AUGGACUACUCUACCAUCUCUACCGACCCGGAUCAUCCCGUCGGUACCUCACCCUGGGGAUCACCGCAUGUUGAGCGAGGCGCCUUCCCCACUUCCAGCAAUGACAUCCCGUCGUCCCCUUUACCCGGCCAGGAGCAAUCGGCGGACGUUGGCAGUGGUCACAAUGGAGAACCCCAAUCUCCAGACCUCUCUGCGCAGCUUCAGAGCGCACAACUAGGAGACCCGGACUAUCCCGAGGAGCCAUUCGGCGCGCACCAGCCUUCAAACAGCCAGCAACAGCAAUCUCCUACUCUUGCACAAUUUCAGACCGGAGCACGAGACACACGGCCCCCCGCUCCCGCCUAUAGAAUCCAAGGAAAGGUCACUGGUCUGGAGAGGACGGGGAAGAAAGACCCAAUCCUGCGUUUCGACAUCCACACCAAUAUUCCCAAAUUUCGCACGACCCAGUACCGUGACGUGCGUCGGACCCAUUCCGAAUUUGUCAAGCUCGCAGACCAUCUAAUCUCCGCCAACCCCGAAGCUCUGGUCCCUGCUGUGCCAUCGCCAGUGACGCCGGCCGGUGCAGGCACCGAGGAGGAUGAAAUUCGCAUCAAAUCGGCGAUGCAGAGAUGGCUCAAUGUUGUGCUAAGCAAUGAAAUUCUCAUUCAAGACGACGAGGUUGUGCUUUUCGUGGAAAGCGACUUUGGCUAUAGCCCCGUGCUGCGGAUGAAGCAGCCGGCAACGGGCGUGCGACGAAAGAUGUUGAAGCAGUUUGCGCCGCCUCCAGAUGACACACCCGAGUUGCAAGCUGCUCGCCCAAUUGCGAAGAUGUUUUACUUGGCAUCAAUGGAUACGAGCCACAAGGUCGACCGAGUUGUCAAGGCCCGUCGUGGGCUUGGAUUGGCUGAAGCCGACUUCGGCGUGAAGCUCGGUCAGAUGAGCGUACAGGAGACUCAUCCCGGCUUGGGCGCCGCUUACCGUAAACUUGGCAAGAUUGUUCAGACAGUUGGCGACUACCACGCUGUUCAGGCCACCGCGGAGGCUACCACUCUCGGCGAACCGUUGAGUUACCACUCUUCAGAUGCCUUCAUUGUGAAGGAAACCCUCACCAACCGCCAUAUUCUCCUGCGCGAUCUACUCCAGGCCCAACAAAGUGCACGGAGCAAACGUGCUGCGGCAGACCGCUUGAAGGUUAGCUCAUCGGUGCGUCCGGACAAGGUAGAUGAAGCGAUCAACGCUCUUGAGGAGGCCCAGAACCAUGAAGAUUACUUGACCAAGCGGACCCAGCGUGUCACGUCAAACCUUCUCCAGGAGAAGCGCCGCUGGUUUGACCGCACUACCCAGGAUCUUCUAUCCAGCUUGCGUGAGUACACUCUCCGCCAGAUCGAAGCCGAACGUCGUACUCUGGCCACUUUGGAGAGUGUCCGACCCGACAUCCGUGCCAUUGACGCUUCCGGUGGUCUUAGCCGGCUGGGUCGCGAAUCCCACCCAGCGAUGCGCCGGCCAAACAUGGCUUCGAGCCAGGGCCCUAAGGGUGAUUCGUGGAGCGGUGUUCCUCGCCGCAAUGACAACAUUGGACGUAGCAUGAGUGGCAGCUUUACUGCCCCCUCGCUCCCUGACGAUGAUGAUGAGGAGAGCUCUAAUAAAGGACGCAACCGAGCUUCCAGUCAGGUUGGGUCGAUCGCGGAGGAAGACGAUGACCGUCUUGAUGCGCGAAAUGCAGCCAGCAGACUGGCCACCAGCACGUUCUGA
This is a messenger RNA of Penicillium psychrosexuale, 1731 nucleotides long. Its product is annotated as retromer subunit VPS17. The record is from RefSeq and is a predicted model, not a curated record. Gene Ontology annotation, biological process: retrograde transport, endosome to Golgi; intracellular protein transport. The transcript has 3 exons. Lineage: Eukaryota; Fungi; Ascomycota; Eurotiomycetes; Eurotiales; Aspergillaceae. Gene Ontology annotation, molecular function: phosphatidylinositol-3-phosphate binding. Gene Ontology annotation, cellular component: retromer, tubulation complex; retromer complex; endosome. The coding region runs from base 1 to 1731 and encodes 576 amino acids.